This is a messenger RNA of Echinostoma caproni, 285 nucleotides long. The record is from the annotation of a GenBank genome assembly. Lineage: Eukaryota; Metazoa; Platyhelminthes; Trematoda; Plagiorchiida; Echinostomatidae.
AUGUCUGGCUACAUGUUGAGACCCGUGGACCAGGCGUACCCGCCAAAUCUACUUGAGUGGCAAGGCCCGUAUGUCGUUGUCUCCAUGGCUUCUGAAGCCACCUGCUACAUCCAGCCAAUAAACGAUCCCGCAAAGCAGCCCUUCCUCGUGCACUUCAACUGGUUGAAACCCGAUACCACCGCUGACUACUCACAACCAGCCAACCCUAUGAUCAUUGCAGAAGAAUGUGAAGUUCCCCCAGAAGGCGGGCCGGCAACAGCACUGAGGACAGUGCUUAAUUCGUAG